Messenger RNA from Neltuma alba, 2615 nucleotides. RefSeq names its product inactive glucose-6-phosphate 1-dehydrogenase 4, chloroplastic. The transcript is spliced from 12 exons. Gene Ontology annotation, biological process: glucose metabolic process. Lineage: Eukaryota; Viridiplantae; Streptophyta; Magnoliopsida; Fabales; Fabaceae. The record is from RefSeq and is a predicted model, not a curated record. The coding region runs from base 323 to 2206 and encodes 627 amino acids. Gene Ontology annotation, molecular function: glucose-6-phosphate dehydrogenase activity; NADP binding.
AAGGACCAAGCCGACAGACUGGCAGAGGGCGGGGGCCAGAGAAAAGGAGUUUGGCAGCCACAGUACAACUAUUGUGAGGAUCGUAGUUCCUCCAACAGACCUUAGGGCAAAGUGCAAGGUUUGCUACCAUCGUACAUAAUCAUGCUGCAAAAUCCCCACCAAACUUCCCAAUCCUACGAUCAAUAAUCUGCCUCUCCGAAUAACGGUCAACACUGUUUCUCCGUCUUCUGGGGCCAAGAGCUCCGAUUGCAACCUUCUUCCAUUUCAAGUCUUAGAAUUGACGUGCGAAGUCUUAACGGAGAGAUUCCAAACUCAUCGAAAUAUGUCGGCCAUGUCCUUUUCUUCUACCAUGGCAACUUGCUCAGAAUCUUCAAUCUUAAGACCGAGACAUAUUUGCUCCGAUGGUCUCAGAAUCACCGUUCGUAGCUGUCCGUUGCAGGCUGCUGCAAGCUACUUUCGUGGUCGUGUCAGGCUAAGUGGUGCAGACACGAACAUGUGCCGAAGAUUCCGUGGUUUAAAAUCAUGGAUACUUGAGAGGUUGAAUUUCCAUCUACAGAGUGAAAAAUGUCCACCAGCUAGGGAGUCUAAGAGAUCGAGAAGUCAAAAUAGAAGUCAGUUGACCUGCACCCUGGAAACAGGAUUUUCAAAUGAAGAAAGACCAACUCCAGCUUCGUCCUCAAACCUCGAUGUUUCUGAUGAUACGGUCACCUCCAUUGAAUCUCCGCCUCGGCUACAUACAAGUUCCCCCAGUACUGCCACUGAUGUUAGUAGGACACCCUCACUUUGCAUUGCUGUUAUAGGAGCUACUGGUGAGCUAGCAAGGGGGAAAAUUUUUCCUGCAUUAUUUGCUCUGUACUAUAGUGGCUUCCUUCCUGAGAAUGUUGCUAUUUUUGGAUACUCAAGAAAGAAUAUGACUGACGAAGACCUACAAUCCAUCAUAGCUUCAACACUAACAUGUCGAGUUGAUCAUCAAGAGAACUGUGGGGACAAAAUGGAUGCUUUCCUUAGUAGAACAUACUACAUCAAUGGAGGUUAUGACAAUAAACAUGGGAUGUCCAAGUUGAACUAUCAUAUGACGCAGAUUGAGGGGGGGAAUAAAUCAAACAGGAUCUUUUACCUCUCUGUUCCACAAGAAGCACUUCUGGAUGUUGCAUCAUGUCUUGCUAGCUGUGCUCAGACCCAAAAGGGCUGGAAUCGUGUUAUAAUUGAAAAACCAUUUGGAUUUGAUGCACUCUCUUCUCAUAGGCUGACACAGUCUCUUCUUUCCAAGUUUCAGGAAAAGCAAUUAUACAGGAUUGAUCAUCUUUUAGGGAGGAAUCUUAUUGAAAAUCUCACAGUUCUAAGGUUUUCGAAUCUAGUCUUUGAGCCAUUGUGGAGCCGUGCGUAUAUACAUAAUGUACAGGUCAUUUUAUCAGAGGAUUUGGCCACGCAGCCUGGAAGGUACUUUGGAAAUUAUGGGAUUAUUCGUGACAUUAUCCACAGUCAUGUUCUCCAAACAAUAGCGUUGCUUGCCAUGGAACCACCUGUAAGCCUUGACGGAGAAGAUAUUCGAAACGAAAAGGUCAAGGUUUUGAGAUCUAUUCGCGAAUUAGAACCUAAAGACGUCAUCCUUGGGCAGUAUAAAGCUAGUAAGGAAAACCAUGUCGAUGUAUCCUUAAACCGUCUGACGCCUACAUAUUUCGCUGCUGCAUUAUACAUUGACAAUGCGCGAUGGGACGGUGUGCCGUUUUUGGUCAAAACUGGCCUGGGACUCAUCAAACACCAAAUGGAGAUACGAAUCCGGUUUCGUCAUGUUCCAGGAAAUAUUUACCACGGGUGCGUCGGGCAUAACAUUGAGCGUGCGACAAAUGAACUAAUUCUUCGUGAUGUGCCAGAUGAAGCAAUCCUGAUUAAAGUAAACAACAAGAUUCCUGGAUUGGGGUUGAAGCUGGACUCUUCCGAAUUGAAUUUACUUUACAAGGACAAGUAUAAAUCAAUGGAGGUGCCUGACAGAUACGAGCAUCUUCUGCUAGAUGUAAUUGAUGGGGAUAACCACGUGUUUAUGAGAAGCGAUGAGGUGGAAGCGGCGUGGAACAUUCUGAGUAAGAUUCUGAAUGAGAUAGACAAAGAAAAUAUGUCAGUGGAGUUGUACGAGGUGGGUGGUCGUGGUCCCGUUGGAGCAUACUACCUGUGGGCAAACCACGGUGUGCCAUGGCCAGAGGAAUGACUUGUUUCGUUCGUUCAAAAACUAUCCUAUCUUCUUUAUUUAUCCUUGCCCCCAAGCCCCCUUAGUCCUUUCUCUGUUUUAGGUUGUAUAACGAAAACCGGAGCAAAUAAAGAAUAUUGACGAACGAGGCUGUGUGACUUCGGAGUUGAGAUUGCCAAGUUCUCUUUGUGCUGCGUUUCCUUGGGCUGUGGGUUAUGAAACCCAGAAAACUGAUGUGAAAAGUUGGAAACAAUUGAGCUAUCAAAUAUUUGAUCUGACAUUUUGAAAAAAAAAUCAUGUGAAAGACUUCUGAAUAAUCUGAUUGGACGGUAGGCAACAGCAGGCUUUUCUCCUAGACGAAUCCUUGUUCAUCUUAUAACUGAAUCGUGCUAGUUUAUUUUUGCAAUGAGUUAUAUGCCUUUAUGUUUAA